Molecule: messenger RNA, 2649 nt
Organism: Ustilago hordei
Lineage: Eukaryota; Fungi; Basidiomycota; Ustilaginomycetes; Ustilaginales; Ustilaginaceae
Exons: 1
Coding region: 1-2649 (882 amino acids)
Biological process (GO): regulation of transcription by RNA polymerase II
Cellular component (GO): Set3 complex
Molecular function (GO): protein binding; transcription corepressor activity
Source: RefSeq, a predicted model, not a curated record
AUGGCGCCUCUUUGCACCUCUGCAGAGGUCAACCUGCUCGUCUACCACUACCUCAAAGAGUCCGGCUUCCAUCAUGCUUCCUUCUCAUUACGGCACGAGUCUCGCUUAGACGACGAACCGCUAUCAAAGCAAGCCAUCGUUGAGCCAGGUCAGCUCGUACGCUUCCUUCAGAAAGGUCUCAUCUACGCCUCUGUAGAAGCGCAUAUCCAAGAGGAUGGCACAGAGAAGCCAUGUUCCUCCAACAUCCGCUUAAUCGGACCACCACACGUCUGCGAUGGCAAAUCACGACCUACACCUCCACCUGCAGCACCCACAAGGCUCUCGCCUGAGCCCGACCCGUUCGCAGCUCAACAAGCACGACCAGAGCACAAGGAGACAGCCACACAAACACCACCGGCACCAGCACCGGUAGCGAAACCAGUCAACGGCGUACAUAGCACCAGUAGCAAGGCAUCUACAUCAUCGUCAUCGCUCCGUGCCUCUGAAGCUCAAGAUCGUUCGUCCAAACUCGCUUCCUCUUCCAAGAAGAAGGUCGAAGACGCAGCCGAACAAGAUGACGCUUCCUCUUCAACCUCUAAACCCAAAGAUGCCAAGCGCAAAGCCUCGACAUCGGUUGCGUCAGAUGCGGAUCGCGAGGACAAGCGUGUGCGCAUGAACGAGUCCAGCAGCAAGUCAGAGGAUGUCUCCACAUCCGAAGCACAGCGUGAAGCAGCGGACAGUGCAUCAUCUCGCAAGGACCGUCGGAACGGCGAAGCACAGUCGCGGUCUGCGUCUCCGAGCGCAGACAAGAAGUCGACAAACGACCAGCGUAGCAAGGACAAGGACACCAGCAGCAGCAACAACAACAACAAGAAGGGCGGAAAGUCAGCGGCAGGAGAGAAUGGCGAGGGAGGUAAGAAACGCGGAGACAAGGAGUCUUCAUCACGCAGCAAAGAUCCCAAGGCACCAAUACCGCAACCAAAGGGUGACAACUACGUUCAAGACAACCAGAUCAUCACCCUGGCAGGACACACAGGCCAAGUCUUCAUCUCGGCUUGGAACCCGACCGUCCCCAACAUGCUAGCAUCAGGAGGAGGUGAUGCAACUGUCCGCAUCUGGGAAGUCCCCGAUAAUGCAGGCGAGACGCCCGACGCUCCCACCAUCUGCAAGCAUCUCCCGGCCGCACAAAGCAAGGACAUUUCAACCCUGGACUGGAACCCAGACGGUACGCUGCUCGCCUCGGGCUCGUACGACGGUAUCGUUCGUCUCUGGACACCUCAAGGUGACCUGCAUCUCGUCAUGUCGAUGCACCAGGGUCCUGUCAUCAGCGUGCGAUGGAACCGCAAGGGCAACCUGUUGCUCACCGGCAGUGCAGACGGCACCAUCAUCGUGUGGGAUCUCAACAGUGGCAAGCCAAGGUACACCUUCCCGCUUCAUAGCGACUCUGUUCUUGAUGUGGAAUGGCUCUCGACCGCCGACGGCUCGCUCAAGCCAAAGUCGUCAUCGGAUGCACCACCGCCCAUGCCUCACGGCCUGAGCCCCUCGGUUGCCGACAACUACUUCGCGACGUGCUCGGCGGACAACAGCAUCAAUUUGUGCAAGCUCGGCGAACCCAAGCCGAUCAAAUCGUUCAAGGGUCACACUGACGAGGUCAAUGCAAUCCGCUUCGACCCAUCUCAGACGCUCUUGGCUUCCGUCUCGGACGACAUGACGGCCAAGAUCUGGGCCUUGGACAUUGGUGGAAUCGGAUCUGGAGGAGCAGGUGCCAGUAUCGCUGGGUCUGCCUGUGACGGUUUGCGAAAGCGUGCCUCUCAGCGCCGGGGUGGAAGCGCACAUCUGGAAGGCAUGGAUGUUGACGAAGACACGACACAGCGUCCAUCGGAAGACAACACAGGCGACCGCGAUCGUGAGAAGGACCGUGCCACACCUGGAUCUGUUGGCGGAAGUGCUUCAUCGGCAGUCGCGACCAAUACCAAGGAACGCGCGUCGCCGGCACCAGGGAGCAAUGGUCAAGCUGGUGGGGCGUCUAGCGGAUCGUCCAACCUUAUUUCCACAACCUCCAAGGGUCCCAAUAAGGGGCUGCGGUUGACGCUUGCUGGACACACCAAAGAACUCUAUGCCCUUGCUUGGUGCCCGACGGGACCUGGCUCUGCUAACCCAGAUCAGCCCAGAAUGUUGGCUACAAGCUCGUUCGAUUGGACUGCCCGACUCUGGAAUGCCGACAGCGGCGAGUGCCUGCGAGUGAUUGACGCACACGAGGACAAUGUCUACACACUGCGAUUCAGCCCAUGCGCUCGAUACCUUGCGACAGGUGGUAUCGACAAGAAGGUGAUCAUUUCGCGUGUCGACAAUGGCGCUCUGGUGCAGCAGUAUCUUGGAGGCGGUGCGAUCUUUGACAUUGCAUGGAAGGACAUGCACGACACCGUCGAGACCAAGCAGGAGGAGGGAGAGAAGAGCGAAGAUUUUGCCAACAAGCCGCAACCCCUGGCGAAAAGACACCAGCUCGCCAUCUCGCAGGCUGAUCGAAAGCUCACUGUGCUCAACCUAGCUGAUCUUGACUCUGUCACGUCUACUGCCACUUUUAAGGCGCCGCCUCCUGUCGAAGCCAAGGCGGAGACGGGCAAUACGAGCGAGAAGCCGCCAAAGAAGAAAGCUCGGGGUGGUGUGUGA